Messenger RNA from Aspergillus clavatus NRRL 1, 387 nucleotides. RefSeq names its product putative L-PSP endoribonuclease family protein Brt1. Bases 1 to 387 code for a protein of 128 amino acids. The transcript has 3 exons. Gene Ontology annotation, molecular function: deaminase activity. The record is from RefSeq and is a predicted model, not a curated record. Gene Ontology annotation, cellular component: mitochondrion; cytosol. NCBI's taxonomy places the organism in Eukaryota, Fungi, Ascomycota, Eurotiomycetes, Eurotiales, Aspergillaceae.
AUGACGACCAAAACUCCCGUCCUCACCGAAAAAGCCCCCAAGCCUCUCCCCGGCAUCUACUCGCAGGCGAUCAUCGCCAACGGCGUCGUCUACUGCUCCGGCGCCGUCGCCAUGGACCCGGAAACGGGUAAAUUGGUCGAAGGGGAUGUGAAGGCGCACACGCACCAAUGCAUCAAGAACCUCACGCAUGUCCUCGAGGCGGCCGGGACCACCAUCGACAAGGUGGUCAAGGUGAAUGUGUUCCUGGCUGAUAUGGAUGACUUUGCCGAAAUGAAUUCGGUGUAUACGCAGUACUGGGGCGAUGUGAAGCCUUGUCGGACGUGUGUGGCUGUCAAGACCUUGCCUCUCAAUACCGAUGUGGAGAUUGAGUGCAUUGCGGUGUUGUGA